AUGCCUCAGUCCCGGUCCCUCACCUGCGCUCUUGCUCACGUGUCUCAGCGCGGACUCCGUCGGUCUCACGAGCCUCACGGUGUUGGAGCCGAGGCCCCGGUGCGCGCGCGGCCGCCCGUCAGGCUUUGCGACGCGGUGAUACAGACUGAGCAUGAACUGCAGACUGCGGUCCGUGUGCGCGGAGGCGGUCAGCGCUGUGGUCAUCAGUGCGAGGAAGAGGAGGAGGAGGAGGAGGAAGGCGCGCGGCCGCAUGGUGCUCAGGCUGCUGUACGUGCACUCAUCCUCCACGAUCACUGCGCGUGCACGGACCUCUCACGCAUGUGCAUCUAUGGAGUCUCGCGCGCGUACCCACGACUGCACUUAUCACUUGACGUGCGCGUGAUCCGCCCCCCUGAGAGCGCGUGCACGUACAGACCUGUGGACCAGUCCCCAGUCUGUACCCUGGACUCCCUUAGACCUGUGGACCAGUCCCCAGUCUGUACCCUGGACUCCCUUAGACCUGUGGACCAGUCCCCAGUCUGCACCCUGGACUCUCCUCUAGACCUGGUCUCCACACGACUCGAGAACAACAUACAGAUUUUAUCAGUAAACAUGAAACAGAAAGUGAAAGAUCUGGACUCAGACGAUGAGUGGAUCCUGGAACAUGAGGUCAGAGGUCAUCAGUCUCCUGUCCCUUAA
Knipowitschia caucasica is the source of this 678-nucleotide messenger RNA. The record is from the annotation of a GenBank genome assembly. NCBI's taxonomy places the organism in Eukaryota, Metazoa, Chordata, Actinopteri, Gobiiformes, Gobiidae.